ACAAAACCACAAAUCCCGUAAGUGAAGAUUAAGCAAGAACCAAACAUGGGUAUUUGCAGCUCCAAUGUGCUAAACCCAUCAUCGUCAUCACCUUCGCUUGCUGCAGUGCUCAUCCUGGAAAAUGGCCAACUUGAAGAGUUCUCGUAUCCAGUUACAGUUUCACAAAUACUAAAGAGAAACCCCAGUUGUUUCGUAUGCAAAGCAGAUGACAUGAACUAUGAUGAUUUCAUUUUAGGCAUUGAUGACGAUGAGGAGCUUCAGCUACACCAGCUUUACUUUGCAUUGCCUGUAAGUUGGCUAAGUAGCCGGCUUAAACCUCAGCAAAUGGCUGCCUUGGCUGUUAAAGCAAGUUUAGCUCUAGAAACGGCUGGGAUAUCCUCCUCUGGUUUAUACUAGUACUAAGGCUAUGGAUUGCAGUAGAAUGCUUCUUGGCGGUGACGGCAGUGGCAGCAGCAGUGGGGGUAAAGGAUUCAUGGUGAAUAGGGAAGGUAAGGGGCGGAGAAGAAGUGAAUUUAGUCUAAAGAUUUUAGAUGUUAUCACGGAGGACUAAGACUCCGCAUAACGUCUUUAGACGUAAUUACAUGUUAUGUAUGAGUAUGUUCUUCCUAGUGAAUUAUGUAAAAUUGCUAAUUGAAAUAUGUGUUGAUUGAGGUACUUAAUGGUGCUUCAACCUUUUUUUGUUCUUUUAAUUAUUUUUAUCGGAUUAUAUAGCUGAGGGAGGGGAGAGUUGCAUCUGCCUCUUUGCCCAAAUUGAAAAUUUUAACUGCAUAAUGAGACCCUAAUUUGAUAUCAAAUAAAAGGUCUAUUAUACAUAUAAAGCCCGAACAAAAAAGGAAGGAGUUAGAUUAAGAAGCUCCCUCUGCAGUGGAGGUGUUAAUAUUUUUUGUCACAAAAGAAAAAAAAAAAAAAAAGAGAUGUUAAGUUUGUUUUUUUAAAACUUCUAUAUUCAAUUAAUUGCUUAAGAAUUGCACUUCUCUUUUG
Messenger RNA from Ricinus communis (castor bean), 981 nucleotides. RefSeq lists its product as uncharacterized. The coding region runs from base 46 to 396 and encodes 116 amino acids. Lineage: Eukaryota; Viridiplantae; Streptophyta; Magnoliopsida; Malpighiales; Euphorbiaceae. The record is from RefSeq and is a predicted model, not a curated record. The transcript has a single exon.